ACGAGAGUUGAAAUGAAGGGUGACAAAAAGAGGGGGUGUCUCCAUGGCAACCGAUCCAAGCCAUUCGGGUCCCGUCACCCAAGCUGCGGUUGAAUCCAAUGCCGCAAGUUUGAAGCUCAGCUUUGCCGGGUUGCUGGCAACAUGAGUGGAGCGCAAGAGGAGCGAAUGAUGACAGCUCACAGCCUUCAUGUCAACGCAACUUUGGAUCUGCAUGAUGAGGAGAUGAAAACAGCAGUUUUUGAGGUCAAAGUUUUCGACAUAGUCAUCAUUUCCUUGGCCCUGUGUAUCCUCAUCAUCACCGCCAUCUACUGCAUGAGUGUGUGCUACAACCGCAGCAGGCAAUCAAAGAGAGCCCAAGUGUAUGAGACUGCAGUGACCCACGGGGAGCCAGUGGACCCUGUUGCGGUCAGGGCGGUGAAGCGGUCAACUAGUUUCAUCAACCCGCUGGCCUUCUUUCGGAGAGCAGAUGCAGCUAAAGAUAACUCCAGAAUCUAUUACAUCUAUAGUAACCCGCUGCCCGUGGGAGCCAAGGAGGAUGAAGAAGACACAGGCAGGCAAAUCACACUUUCACCGCUUCCGUCCAUUGAGGAGUAUGCGCAAGACCCCAACAGUGGAGUCAUCCUGGACCCACCAAUUUUUUACAUGCAGCUUUAGAUGUGGGACGUUAUAUUCUUAUAAGUGUAAAAUGGAGUAAAACAGCUGUGAAAACAUUGGUGCAUUUUUGAGGCUCUGGAAAGGUUUUGCAUUGCUGUAAUGAGUUCAUCACAGUUAUGACAGCCAAGAUGAUGGAUUUAGAACCCAAGCCUAUAAACUUCAAGGAAGUUCAAAAUGUGUGGUUCUUACAAGCGAUACAUCAUGGGAGCUGUAUAAUUGUGCAAUUUUAGAGGCGUUUCCGACAAGUCAAAGGUCACGAUGUGCUGUUAAGUUUCCGUUUUUGAGUCAGUGCUGGAAUACUAUAGUGAUGUGCAUUCCAGUUCUUUUAGGUGAACUGAAUCUUUAGAAUCAGUUCACUCAAAAGAUUCGUUCAAACGAAUCGUUCAACGAAUC
Molecule: messenger RNA, 1047 nt
Organism: Syngnathus acus (greater pipefish)
Lineage: Eukaryota; Metazoa; Chordata; Actinopteri; Syngnathiformes; Syngnathidae
Exons: 3
Coding region: 142-654 (170 amino acids)
Source: RefSeq, a predicted model, not a curated record